Molecule: messenger RNA, 2463 nt
Organism: Hirsutella rhossiliensis
Lineage: Eukaryota; Fungi; Ascomycota; Sordariomycetes; Hypocreales; Ophiocordycipitaceae
Product: putative protein required for cell protein
Exons: 5
Coding region: 1-2463 (820 amino acids)
Biological process (GO): protein secretion
Source: RefSeq, a predicted model, not a curated record
AUGGCGGGAGCUGCAGCCCCAGACCUGUCCAACGUGAAAAUCGCUCAAGAGAUCCUCGAAGCGGGCAAGAAGGCGUUCGAUCCUCAGUCGAGCCCAACCAGCCGUGAGGCUAGACUCCAACAAUACAACGACGUCAUCACAAAAACAGCGACCAUUGUUCUCUUGCCCACCCUGAAUGCGUUGAUCAAGCCCGAUGCGCUCCCGAAAUGGCUAAGAGAUCCUCUGUUGCAAACUCUUACCUUGCUCCCACUCAGGCCUGACGGAGUACGGGCGACAUUGGAGUUUGUUUUUGCGGUCCACCCGAGCAGCAAUGCGGCUGCGGACUCAGAAAGACCGCAGAAGAGCGGUGCCAGCAUCACACACGAGGCGGUGGCGCUGGCGACGAGGCUCCUGUCCUCUGUCCCAUCUUCUUUUACGCCCGAGGCAUGGUUUGAAGGUAUCGCCAGUCAGACAUUCGACUUGCUCGACGGAAAAGGGGGUCCAGAAUUGGCCAAGACCUUGGCACAGAUUGUCGGCUUCGGGAUCUUGGGGAAAAAACAGUUUGGCGCUCCAGGCGCACCUGGGUGGAACAUUUUUGUCCAGCCACUCCUGGAGCUCGUGAACCCAUCACUUGGGCCAGACGACGCGCAGAUCGACACUGCGGCGGGGACAAGCGAUGCUGAAGUGGUCGACCUCGCACUCAGCCGGUUAAAUGUUCUGGUACUCUCGAAUCCGUCUCCAGGACUAUGCAGGAGGGUUCUCAGACCGGUCAUCCUGCAACUCUGGGCCCUUUGCUCGUGGAUGAACGCGCCACGAGCAGCGGAACAGCGGUUCUCCAGCGUGGCGCGUGGCCUUGUGCGCACGCAUCUUAGACUUGCCGGGGCCUGCUCGAGCGACGAGGUCGCCGCAAUCUUUCUCCAUCUUCUUCGCCGGUGGAUUGCAUCUGCACAGAAGCCACUUGAUCUGGAAGUGCACAUCACGCCCCAAGGCCACGACGCAAAAUCCUCCAUCCAGGACUUAGUCGAAGUCACGUUGCUACAGAAGCUCAUGCAUGAAGCCCCUGGGAAGCUAGUCAAUCAGUUUCGCCAGCUUGUCGAUGUCAUUUGCCAAGUUCUCAAGGCCGAUGGCCGCUCAACCCUUGGAGAUGAUAUAGUCGCGGUCGCGUUGAGUCUUCUCAACUUGGUAAUCACCGCACCCAGCUUCCAGAAAUCCGAUUUCAAGCCAGAUGAGCUGGAGACCAUCGGAGAGGCUCUCGACAGAAUAGGCAACGGGGACCGACCGGAUGUUUCGACAACUGCGAGAAACCUCGAAAUGCUACUCAAAUAUCGCGAUGACUUGGAGACUGCGGAAAACUUCAGCUCUGUCCGCACCGCUCGUCAGGUAGAGGACCAAAAGACGUACAGCUUGGCUAUGAAUUACAUGACUGGGGAGCGCGACAAUCCGCCGCCGGUCAUAUCCGAGGGACUCAACUUGCUGUCCAACCUGAUUGUCGCCGAGAGCCCAAUAUUAGACAUCACAGCGGUUACGGUGCUUAUGGCCGACCUUUUGAAGGAGAACGAAGACUACAUCAAUCUCAGGGUGAUCAAGGUGUUUACGCAGCUGGCCAACAAGCACCCCAGGUCGACGGUGCAAGAGCUGCUCGACAACUACUUGGAUGCGAACGAGAAGGCAUCGACUGACACACGCCUUAGAUUCGGCGAAGCUUUGGUUCAGGUAAUAGAGCGACUGGGAGAAACGUUUUCCGACGAAGUCGCGAAGCAGGUAUGCGAGACGCUCUUGUCGAUUGCCGGCCGCCGAGGAUAUCGGCCGAAGACGAUGGCCGACCAGGCGAGACGGGAGAGAUUGCGCAACAUGAAGAAACAAAAAGGGGGCGACGACGCGGACCAACAUGACGAGAUAUCCGAUGAUGAGGCGAUGGCGGCGACAGAAGGAUCAAACAGGGACAUGAUGGCACAGAUCAUCCAGGGGUGGGAAAGCAAACGAGGAAGCGAGGAUGUGCGCAUGCGUGCGUCGUCGCUAUCCAUCCUUGGAAGCGCACUGGAGACCCAUAUUGUCGGGAUUGAGCCAACGAUAGUAUCCAGCGUCGUUGACCUCUGCGUCCAUGUGCUGGCCAUGGAGCGAGAGGUCGAGUACGGCAUCGUGCGACGAGCGGCAGUGCGGGCCAUCUUGAGCUUUGUCAAGGCUCUGGAUGAGGCACGAGAGUCGAACCGGACCCUUGGCUUUGGGCUUACGGAAGCGAGCCGGGCGGACAUACAGCGCACGCUCACAUACGUGGCGGAGACGGACAAUGAUGGACUCGUUCAGCAACAUGCGCGCGACGUGGUGGAGAGCCUGGGAAACUGGCGGGCGAGGAGUUUGUUGCCACAGCACGGUGACCGGGCUGCCCCGGGUCUGGGACGGCUGGCGGGCUUGCAAGUGAGUCUAGGUGGUGGCCCGGUUGAUGAGUCGGACCGUCGGCGCCCCAUGAUUGAAGAGGUAGAAUGA